Molecule: messenger RNA, 564 nt
Organism: Porites evermanni
Lineage: Eukaryota; Metazoa; Cnidaria; Anthozoa; Scleractinia; Poritidae
Source: the annotation of a GenBank genome assembly
AUGACGGAAAUAUUGACAGCAUGCUUGUUGUAUCACCAUGCCGAACGCCAUGCUUCAGUCAACAUGGUGGAGGAGGCUAAGACAACAAAGUUACGAACUAUCGUCGAUUUGCUGACAGAGAUGGAGCAGUCGGCAAAAAACUUUUCAUUUCAACCACAUGUAGGGUACACUGGUGCCUCAGGAAGGCCUAAGAUUCGUGUCACUAAAGAACAGUUAACCUGUCGUGUGGAUAACGGCUUUAAGGGAACAGAUAUGACUUGUAUGUUGAGCAUUUCUCAGGCUACACUCAACAGGCGGCGUAAGGAUUUUAACCUUGAAAUUUCACAUUUUUUUUCAACCAUCGACGAUGAUACCUUGGAUGGUAUUGUUCGAGGUAAAAAGGAGGAGUUCCCUAACAGUGGCUAUCGAAUGGUUUGGGGUCAUUUAAAAGGAAGGGGACUGGUUCUUCAGCAGUCCCGUGUUAGAGGAAGCCGUUGCGGCGAAUUGAAUGCGCUUAGAUGGCUUCACGUAACAGAAAGAAGAAAAUACAAAGUAGCCAGUCCAAAUGCUCUUUUGGCAUAUUGA